GUUUUGUUUUUUUCAAGAAUGACCUCUGAAAAUGUCUAUAAAUCCAACUACCGCUCUAUUCAUCCUAUUGUGUGCUAUUGAUGAGCUUCCGAUUGUUUCAAAUAUUGAUGGAUGUCUUGGGCAUGUUUAUGGUUGCUGUGUAGGCUUCGUGUGGAAUCAACAGGAGAGGGCGUGUGUUAAAUGUCAAAACGGAUAUUCUGGGAUAAAUUGCUCUGAAAUUUGUCAGUAUCCAAAUUACGGGGAGGACUGUCAAAAUGAAUGCAACUGUACCCAGGAAAUGUGCGACCCUAGUAAAGGCUGCCAGGAUAUAUCAACAGGGAAUGCUCACUUCUCCAUGGCACCUGAUCCCAACUCAGAUGUCUUGAUGUUUGUUCAACUCUUAUUCCUAUCGUUAUUUGGACUUUUGAGCUUUUACAUGGACACAUUUUAAGCUAAUAAUUUUAUUAACAUUUUUUUCAUUUAAAAAUAUUAUAUUAAGGUCUAUUGAUCAUCAAUAAUUUGAAUUUCAGUUGUCAAGAUACAAGACAGGUAUAUUUUAAAUACAAUUUUAAGUUUCCAGUGUUUUACUGAAUUUAAAUUUGUUAUAAAUAUGCUACUUAUUUUCUACAUGUAAACAAAAACACGACAC
Saccostrea cuccullata (small rock oyster) is the source of this 628-nucleotide messenger RNA. Its product is annotated as multiple epidermal growth factor-like domains protein 10. The transcript is spliced from 4 exons. The record is from RefSeq and is a predicted model, not a curated record. NCBI's taxonomy places the organism in Eukaryota, Metazoa, Mollusca, Bivalvia, Ostreida, Ostreidae. Bases 32 to 430 code for a protein of 132 amino acids.